UAUGAAAAGGCGGCGUGCGCGGGCUCUCGCCUGCCAAACGUAAACAUAAACGAGGCUGACCGCGCGCCUGCCGCUGCCAGAGGCGUUGAUUCCGCUGCGUCCGCCCUCUCCGCUAGGUGGCGCUGCCAUGAAUAAAGGCUUCGCCCGGAAGAGCCACACAUUCCUGCCCAAGAUAUUUAGGAAAAUGUCUUCCCAGCCCAAAGAGCGUCCCGAGAGCCUGCAAUUCUCCUUCCUGGACGACGACGAAACGAUCACGACUAUCCGGGAAUCGAAAACACUUUUUAUCCUUCGGGGUCUGCCUGGCAGCGGAAAAUCCACCUUGGCCCAGGCCAUCCAAGACAGGUAUAAGGAUGUUUGCAAAGUCAUCUCUGCUGACCACUACAAAAUCACACCCGCCAUCAGGAGCGCCAUUCCUGAAGAUUACGCCAAGGUGGAUGAGGACCUAGUUGACUAUUUGAAGCGCGACAUCGGCGUGGUGGUGAUGGACGACACCCACCACGAACGGGAGCGGCUAGAGCAGCUCUUCGACCUUGCUGACAAGUAUCGCUAUGAAGUCAUCAUAGUGGAGCCCAAAACAGCGUGGAAAUUGGAUUGCUUGCAGCUCAAGGAUAAGAACCAGUGGAAACUUACAGCAGAUGAGCUGAAGAAGUUGAAGCCUGCCUUAGAAAAGGACUUCCUUCCUUUGUACUAUGGAUGGUUUUUGAGCAAAAGGAGCUCAGAGAAUUUGCGCAAGACCGGACAGGCCUUUCUGGAUGAGCUUGCCAGUGUUAAACUCUUCAAAAAGGAGUCUAAUAAGCACUUUGGGGGAGCUAUCGAAGAUCCCAAGAUGAAAUUAGACUUGACCAGCUACUUUGUGAAAAGGCCUCCAGGUGUCUUGCACUGCACAACAAAAUUCACCGACUUUGGGAAGGCCCCGGGAUCAGAGGAUUACGCCCAGCAAGAGGCCGUGAAGUCAUCUUACGGAAAAGCCUUCUUCCUCACCAUCUCGGCCCUCUUCAUCACACCGAGAACGGCCGGGGCCCGCGCAGAACUGACCGAGCAGCAGCUGCUUCUGUGGCCAGGCGAUGUGGACGUGAUCCCGCCGGCAGGCAGCCUCCCCAAAGGCAGCCGGGCUCAUGUCACCCUGGGCUGCGCCAGCGGGAUAGAAAACGUCCAGACGGGCCUCGACCUCCUCGAAUUUGUCAAACUGGAGAAGGCCGGCAACAAAGGCGAGGAAGUUGGGGAGAUCGGAGGGGGGAAGCUUUUGUCCUAUGGGAACGGCAUGUGGAUGAUACUGCUUUCUAAAAAGAUUGAGGUGAGGGCCAUCUUCGGAGGGUACUACGGCAAAGGGAAACUGGUGCCCACCCAAGGGGGCAGCAAAAGGGGUUCGCCCUUCAAUGCCUGUGUGAUCAUCUAAGGGCCCUUCUUGCCAAAACCACGUUUUAUAUGAAGAAACAA
Molecule: messenger RNA, 1437 nt
Organism: Euleptes europaea (tarantolino)
Lineage: Eukaryota; Metazoa; Chordata; Lepidosauria; Squamata; Sphaerodactylidae
Gene: CNP
Product: 2',3'-cyclic nucleotide 3' phosphodiesterase
Exons: 4
Coding region: 128-1396 (422 amino acids)
Biological process (GO): cyclic nucleotide catabolic process
Cellular component (GO): cytoplasm; membrane
Molecular function (GO): 2',3'-cyclic-nucleotide 3'-phosphodiesterase activity
Source: RefSeq, a predicted model, not a curated record